This is a messenger RNA of Stegastes partitus (bicolor damselfish), 2487 nucleotides long. It is a transcript of the gene dhcr7, whose product is annotated as 7-dehydrocholesterol reductase. Gene Ontology annotation, molecular function: 7-dehydrocholesterol reductase activity. Gene Ontology annotation, biological process: cholesterol biosynthetic process; brassinosteroid biosynthetic process. The record is from RefSeq and is a predicted model, not a curated record. Lineage: Eukaryota; Metazoa; Chordata; Actinopteri; Pomacentridae. Bases 86 to 1504 code for a protein of 472 amino acids. The transcript is spliced from 8 exons. Gene Ontology annotation, cellular component: endoplasmic reticulum membrane.
CCUGAGAGGAGACAAGAGACGCGCUGCCUCGCUUCUUCCUCGUCUACUGUUACAGAUAUCCACGGACGUGAAAGGUGCAGUGGCCAUGGAGUCUACCAGGAAGCGUACCCAGCACAGUACCAAUGGCAAACCGUCAGAACACACGGAGCAACCAGCACAGUGGGGUAGAGCAUGGGAGGUUGACUGGUUUUCCCUCAUCGCAGUAAUUGGCCUCCUUUGCUUUGCCCCUUUCAUCGUCUUCUACUUUGUGAUGGCCUGUGAUCAGUACCAGUGUUCGAUCACCCAGCCUCUGGUUGAGUUAUACGGAGGACAGACCACACUAUUCACCAUCUGGGACAGAUCACCCUCCUUCACGUGGUCAGCUGUUAAGAUAUAUGCCAUCUGGGUGGGCUUCCAGGUGUUCCUGUAUAUGUGUAUUCCUGAUGUUACCCAUAAGUUUAUUCCUGGCUACGUUGGUGGGGUGCAGGAUGGAGCACGAACUCCUGCUGGCCUGGUCAACAAGUAUGAGAUCAAUGGGCUGCAGUGUUGGCUGAUCACUCACGCGUUGUGGUUCGCCAAUGCCCAAUACUUCCACUGGUUUACUCCUACCAUCAUCUUCGACAACUGGAUCCCCCUGAUGUGGUGCACCAACAUACUGGGCUAUGCUGUGUCCACGUUUGCUUUCAUAAAGGCUUACUUUUUCCCCACCAACUCUGAGGACUGCAAGUUCACUGGCAACAUCUUCUACAACUACAUGAUGGGCAUUGAGUUCAACCCACGCAUUGGCAAGUGGUUUGACUUCAAGCUUUUCUUCAAUGGCCGACCCGGCAUUGUAGCUUGGACUCUUAUCAACCUGUCCUACAUGGCCAAGCAGCAAGAACUGUACGGCCACGUCACCAACUCCAUGAUUCUGGUCAAUGUUCUUCAGGCUAUCUAUGUAUUGGACUUCUUCUGGAAUGAGGCCUGGUACCUGAAGACCAUUGAUAUCUGCCAUGACCACUUUGGAUGGUACCUCGGCUGGGGAGACUGUGUCUGGCUGCCAUACCUCUACACACUGCAGGGUCUGUACCUGGUGUACCACCCAGUCCAGCUCUCAGAUGCCCAUGCCCUGGCUGUUCUGUUGCUUGGCCUUGUUGGAUAUUACAUCUUUCGCUCCACCAAUCACCAGAAGGAUCUGUUCCGCCGCACAGAGGGCUCCUGCUCUAUUUGGGGCCGCAAGCCAACGUACAUCGAGUGCUCGUACCGCUCUGCUGACGGUGGCAUCCAUCACAGUAAGCUCAUGACCUCAGGUUUUUGGGGCGUGGCCCGGCACUUCAACUACACAGGUGACCUGAUGGGUUCUCUAGCCUACUGUGCUGCCUGUGGCUUUGGCCACAUACUUCCGUACUUUUACAUUGUUUACAUGACCAUCCUGCUGGUCCACCGCUGUGUGCGUGAUGAGCACCGCUGCGGCAACAAGUAUGGCAAAGACUGGAAACGUUACACAGACGCUGUGCCUUACCGGCUGAUUCCUGGAGUGUUUUAGAGAGAGGAUUAAGAAACAAGAAAGGGAGGGACAAAGAUGAAGACAGAUACAAAAGAUAUGAAAUGGUCAUAAGCUAUCAAGAUAAUUAUGAGUUUCAUAUGUAUCAAGAGUACCCUGAACAUUCUACACUGUAUCUCAUACAUUCUGUUGUUCUGUAUUUUAUAUUUCUAUGGAGACUGCUGUGCAUGUCUGUCUGCAGGUACAGUAAGUUUACUGCUGUAAUUCUCUGCCACAGUAAAGGCAGUUUGAUUUAAAAAUAAAGUCUACUUUCUUUAUAUUGUGACAGUUUAACAUGAUGACACAUUUUUAAAAACCGCACAAUGUGCAUUGUCUUUGGAGGUAGCAGAACCAAGCACAACUCAGACCAGCUGAAGCCUUUAUCAGAAACAGAAACAAGAGUCAGCAGCACUUCUGUGUCUACAAUUGUUUUAGACAAUAUAGUGAUAUCGUCAUAGUUUGUAUGGCGAUUUAAAGUUUCUCAAUAUAUGAGUUUGAUGAUUAUGCUUUAUAUUAUUGUAAAUAUAACAUCUUUGGGGAUUUUUUUUCACUGUGGUAAAAAUAAGUGUGAAGAUGUCACUUAGCUCUCAGGUCAUUAUGAAGUUUAAGACUAAAAUAUUGACUGUAAUAUCUUGUUGCUGCCUAAUGGUUUAAUGGACCAAAUGUUAUUCUUUGCUCUGCUGCUACAACCUACAUCAUAGAAAAUUUCUAUAAUCUUUGUAUAAAGUUUGUCUGAAGGCUGUGCUUUGUGUAGACAGUUUAAAUGACUUGUUAGACUUUAAGAACCUCAGAAAUUAAGCAACUGAACAGCAAUGAACAGCAGUCUGUUGUUCACUGAAUCUGUAUCGCAUUAAGUUUGUCACAUUCAAGCUGCAUGUUGAUAGAAAUGUUUUUGCUUUGUUAGACCAUCACAUUGGUUUUGUGUGCAUUUCCUCAUACCAACACUGCCUUUCUAACAGCAAUAAAGUAACAUAAUAAACUUAAAA